Drosophila grimshawi is the source of this 1492-nucleotide messenger RNA. RefSeq names its product aminoacylase-1. Gene Ontology annotation, molecular function: aminoacylase activity. NCBI's taxonomy places the organism in Eukaryota, Metazoa, Arthropoda, Insecta, Diptera, Drosophilidae. The record is from RefSeq and is a predicted model, not a curated record. The coding region runs from base 164 to 1369 and encodes 401 amino acids. Gene Ontology annotation, cellular component: cytoplasm. The transcript has 4 exons. Gene Ontology annotation, biological process: amino acid metabolic process.
AGUCGUUGGCUACCGCUGGAACCGUUCAGAAGCAUUUUAUUUUGUUAGCCAUCUGUGGGCAGCUGUUUAUCAAAAGAUCCGAAUUAUUUAUAGCGAAUACUUACAAUCAAAUUUUGUUUAGAAAACAUAUUUUGUUUAGUGUUAUAAACAAAUCGCAAGCAAAAUGAGCAAAGCUGAGUGGGAAAAUAAUGAGGAAAUUAAAAUCUUCCGUGAAUACUUGCGAAUUCCAACCGUGCACCCAAACAUUGAUUACACUGAUUGUGUGGCUUUCUUGAAACGUCAGGCAGCCAGUUUGGAUCUGCUGGUUGAUGUCGAAUAUCCUGUCAACAAAGACAAUCCCGUGGUCAUAAUGAAAUGGCUGGGCAAGCAACCUAAACUCCCCGGUAUUGUUCUGAACUCUCACACGGAUGUUGUACCAGUCUUCCCGGAGAAAUGGUCACACGAUCCCUUCAGUGCCGAUAUGGAUGACGAGGGACGCAUUUAUGCGCGUGGCACGCAGGACAUGAAGUGUGUGGGUGCUCAAUAUCUGGCAGCUAUUCGCGCUCUGAAGGCCAAAGGCUAUCAGCCAAAGCGAACCAUUUAUGUGACCUUUGUGCCCGAUGAGGAGGUUGGUGGAUAUUGUGGAAUGCGCGAAUUUAUUAAGGGAGAUUACUUUAAGAGCCUGAACAUAGGCUUAAGCUUGGACGAGGGCUCCUCCAGUUUGGAUGACGGCUAUUAUGUCUAUUACGCAGAGCGUACAGCAUGGCAUAUACGAUUCAAGUUCAGCGGUACUGCUGGUCAUGGUUCCAUUCUAUUGCCCAACACCGCCGGCGAGAAGCUACAUUUCGUGGUGAACAAAAUGAUGACAUUCCGUGAAACGCAGGUGCAAAAACUAAAAAAUGAUAAAAGUCUCUUCUUUGGUGACGUGACCACAGUGAAUCUGACGAGAUUGAGCGGUGGUGUGCAGAGCAAUGUGGUACCUUCAAUGCUGGAAGUGGUCUUCGAUCUGCGCAUUGCCAUCGACGUGGAUUUGGUGGCAUUUGAGCAGCAGAUACGUGACUGGUGCGAGCAGGCUGGCGGUGGCAUUGAGAUUAUAUUCGAACAAAAGGAUGAAUAUGUGCCGCCCACAAAGGUUGAUGCAUCCAAUCCCUACUGGUUGGCUUUUGAGAAGGCAUUGAAUGAACUAAAUCUGAAAUUCCGCGCCCAUGUCUGUCCUGGCGGCACAGACAGCCGCUUCUUGCGUUCCGUGGGAAUUCCUGCCCUUGGUUUCUCGCCCAUGAAUAACACGCCCAUUUUGUUGCACGAUCACGAUGAAUAUAUUCGUGCGAAUACCUAUUUGCAUGGUAUUGAGGUCUAUACAAAACUAAUUGCAGCUGUUGCCGACGUCUGACGUCAUUAAGUUCAUUAAGUUAUAUAAGUUAUUUGAUUUUUCCUGCAUUUUGCGUUUUGUAUUGCCGUAUCCAAGAAUGGGUGAAGACAUAUUUGAACAUUAAAUGAUUAUGAUUAAAUACAG